UUACCAGUUAUUAUUUAGUUUUCAGUGGAGUUUUUUAAUUAAGUUAAAAAUAUAAAAAAUGUGAAAAAAAUUGUUUUAUACCUAUGUUUAGUAAACUCUAAUUAAUUAUUUUGCAAAAUGUUUGAUAAAUACAUUUGUAAUUAUCAUUCAGAAGAAGUUUUAGAUAUUUUGAAGCAAGUUGAUAAAAAACAACACUAUUCACUUACAAUUAAUUUUUUAACACUUUUUGAAAAAAAUCCAAAGUUAGGUGAAGAAAUUUUGUCUGAUUCAAUUUCUGUGUUGGAACGGUGUGAUAAAGAAUUAAUAAAAGCUCAAAAAACAAUAAGAAAAAAUUUUAAUGACGAAAAUAUUAAAUUGCGUGUAAAAAAAAAAGUUCAUACAAGGAUAACUGCUUUACCGUUAUGUCCUGAAUUGCAUCGUACAAUAUUUCCUAGGAAUGAAGAUAUUGGUUCCUUUUUGCGAGUUAAUGGGACUGUUAUUAGGACAGUUCUACCUAAACUAUUAGAGUAUAAAAAAAUUUAUUAUUGUACAAAAUGCAAAGAACGUUUUGAUGCAAAGAUUGAUUAUGAACAAUUCAACAAACUUGUUGUGCCAGACCGCUGUCCAAAUCCAGAAGGCUGUCCUGGGACAAGUUUAAAACCUGUGAAAGAUGAAGAAGAAUUCAUUAAAGAUUAUCAAGAAAUAAAAAUUCAAGAACAAAUAGGAAAAGUUGGCUUAGGUGCUAUGCCACGCUCUAUGUGGGUAUCUUUAGAAGAUGAUUUAGUUGAUAAGUGCAAACCUGGUGAUGAUGUCAUUAUAUGUGGAACUGUUAUUAGAAGAUGGCACCAAUUAAUUUCUAACUCUUACAUUGAUAUUGAAAUAUGUUUAAGAGCAAAUCAUCUAAUUGUAUGUAAUGAUCAACAGUCUGCAAUUAUGAUAACUGAUGAAUGGCAUAAAGAGUUUGAAAAUUACUGGGAGGAUAAUAAAAGUGACCCUUUUACAGCCAGAGAUCAUAUUAUUGCUUCCAUUAGUCCUCAGACAUAUGGCUUAUACACUGCAAAAUUAGCUGUUGCAUUAGGUUUAGCAGGUGGUGUGCGAAGACCAGAAAGUGGAGGAAUCCGAAUUAGAGGAGAAAUUCACAUACUGCUAGUUGGAGAUCCUGGUACUGGAAAAUCACAGUUAUUGAAAUAUGCUUGGAAAAUUUGUCCUCGAUCUAUAUUUACAACUGGAGUUGGUUCAUCAAAAGCUGGAUUAACUGUUUCAGCAUUUAAAGAAGGAUCAGAAUGGCACUUAGAAGCAGGAGCAUUGGUUUUGGCUGAUGGAGGGAUUUGCUGUGUUGAUGAAUUUGGUUCUCUUAAAGAAGAAGAUCGCACAGCGAUUCAUGAAGCAAUGGAGCAACAGUCAAUUAGUGUUGCUAAAGCAGGUUUAGUAUGUAAACUUGACACUCGGUGUACUGUGAUGGCUGCAAUGAAUCCAAAAACUAGAUAUAAUUUAAAUUUGUCUUUAGUGGAAAAUAUUAAAGUAGCUAGCCCUUUAUUAAGUCGUUUUGAUUUAAUUCUCAUUCUAAUUGACACCAAUAAUGAAGACUGGGAAAAAAUUGUUUCAUCCUAUGUUCUACAAGGGAAAAAACCUGAAUGUUCAGAUAAUUCUGCCACUUCUUUAUGGAAUUUGGAAAAACUUCAACAUUAUUUUUGUACUAUUAGAAAUUCAAAACCAGAAACUACCGAAGAGGCAAAUAUUGUUUUAAGCAAAUAUUAUUGGAUGCAACGUCAAAGUUGUCAAAGAAGUGCUGCUCGGACAACAGUUCGGUUUUUAGAAAGUCUUUUAAGACUUUCCCAAGCUCAUGCUAAACUUAUGUUCAGAAAACAAGUCCUUGUUCAAGAUGCAAUAGUUGCAGUAUCAUUGAUGGAAUGUUCAAAUGAUGAAGGAUCAAAUAAUAUUAAUACAUUGUAUACUAAUUUUCCAAUGAAUCCUAAAGAUGAUUAUCUAAAAACAAUGGAAGAAAUAUUAACAAAACUAGGGCUGGAAGACAUUUUGAAAAAAGAAAUGGAUUGGUGGUUUCAAAAUUCAGUACCUAAAGAUUCAAAAAUAUGUGAUAAUAUUAAUAAUAAAUCUGAAGAAAGCUCAGACUUAUCAAAAAAAAUAACAAAUAAAAUUACAGAAACAAUACAAAAUAUAAGAAUAAAAAAACAGUCAGACUUUUAUUUAACUCAAACACAAAAUGCUGUUAAAAAGCAAAAUAUUGUUUCAUCAAAAAUAUUUUCACCAAAAAAAAUUAAUGCUGAAAAUGAAGAUUCUAAUGAUGAAGACAUAUUUGUCAAAAACUCUAAAAAUAAAACAUCAAAUUUAAAAUUAUCAACAAACAAUGUGAUAAGUAACAGUACUAAUAAUAAUGUAAGUUUGCAGACAUCCAAUGAUUUUUUGUGCAAUGUUAAUAUUAAUAUAGAUCGAUCAUUAGCUUUUAAAACACCUAAAUGUUCUAAAAUUGUACCAGCAGAUAUUUUUAAUAAAAAAUCAGAUCCCAAUGAAGUGAUUGUUACUGGAAAUAUCACAAGUAAAACAAUACCUCAAUCUACAUUUAAUUCAGUAGAAACAGCCAAAUUAAAAUUGAGUAAAUUUAAAUUUAGUAAAAAUUCAAAAAGUCCAAACGUUGAUAAUAAAUAUGAUACAAAUUCAUUAAAUUUAAAUAAUUCAAAUAAAAAAGAUAAUGCAGUUCCACAACCACAAAAAUAUUCAAAAAUAAUACCAACCAAUUUGGCUCAAAUUUUUUCUGCAGAAGAUGAUGAUGAUUUGUCAUAUUUAGACUUGGAAUAACUAUAAUAAAGAUCACUCGUAUUAAUAAGCCUAUUAAAAUUCUUAUUGAAGUUUAUUGUAAAUUUUACAGAUUAAUUUUGUUUUAGCUGAUAUGUUUAAUUAUAAUUAUAUUAAUUUUC
Daktulosphaira vitifoliae (grape phylloxera) is the source of this 2912-nucleotide messenger RNA. RefSeq names its product DNA helicase MCM9-like. NCBI's taxonomy places the organism in Eukaryota, Metazoa, Arthropoda, Insecta, Hemiptera, Phylloxeridae. The record is from RefSeq and is a predicted model, not a curated record. The transcript is spliced from 13 exons. Bases 118 to 2793 code for a protein of 891 amino acids. Gene Ontology annotation, cellular component: MCM complex; nucleus. Gene Ontology annotation, biological process: double-strand break repair via homologous recombination. Gene Ontology annotation, molecular function: ATP binding; single-stranded DNA helicase activity; single-stranded DNA binding.